Molecule: messenger RNA, 1428 nt
Organism: Porites lobata
Lineage: Eukaryota; Metazoa; Cnidaria; Anthozoa; Scleractinia; Poritidae
Source: the annotation of a GenBank genome assembly
AUGUAUACGACACCAACACGGCCAUACGAAGUCUACUUUGAGCUGCAGCCCGAAACAAGAAUUAAUGAAGUAUACGAAAACGUCGUUGAGGACGAGUCUGCGACUGAUGUAGGAGUACAAAGAGGUAAUGUGGGAAAUACCAAUCAAGAUAGCCGCAACAGAAGACAAGCGCCGCCAAAGACGUUGAAUGCUUCGAGAAAAGAUGUCCGGAAAAUCCAACGAAUGCAGCUCUUGAUGGUUGUCGCUGUGGUCAUAACUUUCCUGACGGCAGUAGUCACUUUGGUUUUCGUAAUCACGAUGAAGUGGCCUCGAAACACUCCAGCUGCUUCGAAACAAGGAGCAGAAGAAGGAACUAUACAAGGUAGGAUGGCAAGCGAGUCUUAUACCUAAAUAUAUGACCAGAGGAUACGUGAGAUAUAGUUCGCGGUGAUUUGCAAGAUAGUAAAAUGGUUAGUGGCAUGAAAGUGCGAGACUUUUGAGGGAGAAAUUAAAGUUAACCGUGAGACAGACCGGAUAAAAAUUUUCAGAGACUGGCGUUUUUGUAGGUACAAUUCGUCGCCACUAGCUGGUGACCAUGCAACCUAACCCCUCUUCAAAUCUAGAAUAUGCAGUAACUACCUGCAAAUAUGAUUGCCUUUGUCUCCAUUAACGUUUGGAACAUUUCUUGAAAUAAUAACGUAAAACUAUGCGGAAAUGAAUUCAGUAUAAUUAAUGUAAUUUUCUUAUUAACACCUAGAAAGAAUGCACGUUUAGUAUUUAUUUCUUGGCACUGUCAUUAAAUCUUUCCUCUAGAACCCGACUAUCCCUAGGAUCAUAUAUCACGUGAGACUUUUUGCAGGGUAUUUGUAUAUUGUAUUUUAUUUUUACUCCAUCCUAUAAUACAUUAGUUGUACAAUAAUACAAUAGUUGUACAAUAUCAAUAAUACAUUGGUUGUACAAUAUCAAUCGGUACAAAGUUGCUUAAACUACGUGUACAUAAUAAAAAUAAUAAAAGAAGAAAACUAGAAUGGAGAAGGGCACCAUAAUAGUAAAACUAAUCAUGGCCCUUUAACAAGAUUGACUUUAUUCUUUUGUAGUUUUGUUAUUCAUUGAAACACAAACACGCACGCACGCACACACACAGCUUCAAAAAACGCGGCCAUCAUCAUCGCUGACCGCUGACCGCAGGGGUAUAAUAGAGAGGUGUUUGUCUUGAUAAAUUAUUAUUGUUUUUUAUUUUUAUUUUGCAAGUCUAAUUUUUGUCAAGCUAUAUUGUUCAACAAUGUUACAGUUAUGAUUCAAAACUCUUUGGAUGAUACUAUUCGUAGUAUAGGUUAUGUUGUCAAAUUCUUGGGCAUGUAAGAAUAGUAUGGACAGCAAGCUACGUGAUAAUUAUUUUGUCUUUUGUUAAUUUUUACAGGCCUUAAAAUUGCAACAGUUUGGUUUUGA